AUGACCUGCCAGGCCUUCAGCACCACCGACUCCUUCACAACUCUGAGCGGAGAUUCGGCUGCUCUGCCGCUGCUCAUGCAUCACAGCGGAGCCGCAGACUGUCUGCCCGUCUCCAGCCAUGCUGCCAACAUGGUGAAUCCAGUCCACUCAGGUCUCCCACUGGUCCAGUCAUCCAAACGCUCUCAUAUGCACCUGUCCACUUCUGCUUUAAGUAAUGCGUCAGCCAGCCUGCACUACCCAAUGCCCCCAUGUCACUAUAGCAACCAGCAGACCACCUACGGCAUGAUGGCAGCACAGGAAAUGCUCUCUGCCAGCAUCUCCCAGACCCGCAUCCUGCAGACCUGCAGCGUGCCUCAUGCCAACAUGGUCAACGGAGCCAACUCACUGCAAGGAGCUCUGGCUCCACGCCUCUAUAAGUUCCCCGAGCACGGUUUGGGUGGGGGCUCUUGUGCUUUGACCCACAGCUUCCCGCCGCUGCCCCAGGCCCUGCUCACGGACGAACCCACUCUAGGUGACAUCAAGCAGGAGCUGCGCAGGAAAAGUCGGCCCCUGGAAGAGCCGCCCGAUAUGGACUCACCUCAGAUCCGUGAACUGGAGAAGUUUGCUAAUGACUUCAAGCUGAGGAGGAUCAAACUAGGUUACACACAGACCAAUGUGGGUGAAGCACUGGCGGCUGUGCACGGCUCUGAAUUCAGCCAAACCACCAUCUGCCGCUUCGAGAACUUGCAGCUCAGCUUCAAAAACGCCUGCAAGCUCAAAUCUAUCCUGGCAAAGUGGCUGGAGGAGGCUGAGCAAGCCGGUGCUCUUUUUAAUGAGAAGAUGGGCAUGCAUGAGCGUAAACGGAAACGGAGAACAACCAUCAGUCUUGGGGCUAAGGAAGCCUUAGAAAGAAAUUUUGUGGAGAAGAGCAAGCCGUCGUCUCAGGAGAUUGUGCGAAUGGCAGAGGGUCUCCAUCUGGAGAAGGAGGUGGUCCGCGUGUGGUUCUGUAACCGCCGGCAGAGGGAGAAGAGGGUGAAGACCAGCCUACACCACAGCUCGUUCAUGGCCAAAGAGACUGCAGCCUGUAGACCCUGAAGAACCAGAGUCUCAGCGAUGAUGUACUGUGUGAUUGUCCAUAGGCAAAAAAUCAACAACAAACUUUGGCAGCGAGUGUGUUUUUUGUACUGACUCACCAGCAGGAGUGAGUGAGAAUGUACAGUGACCCCAAAAAGUAUUUGAGCACACCUAAAAAUGUCUGAAUGUUAACUCAUAGAUAACACACUAUGACUUUCUGAAACAUUUGGUCUCAUUUGAAACAGCUGAAAGUUCACACAGGUGUCCUAUCAGAAUAACCACAGGGGUAAUUCAUCACAUUAAAGGUGCCAUCGAAUUGAAAAUUGAAUUUACCUCGGCAUAGUUGAAUAACAAGAGUUCGGU
Molecule: messenger RNA, 1416 nt
Organism: Megalobrama amblycephala (Wuchang bream)
Lineage: Eukaryota; Metazoa; Chordata; Actinopteri; Cypriniformes; Xenocyprididae
Gene: pou1f1
Product: POU class 1 homeobox 1
Exons: 7
Coding region: 1-1074 (357 amino acids)
Biological process (GO): regulation of transcription by RNA polymerase II
Molecular function (GO): RNA polymerase II cis-regulatory region sequence-specific DNA binding; DNA-binding transcription factor activity, RNA polymerase II-specific
Source: RefSeq, a predicted model, not a curated record